CGGUCAUAAUGCAAAGAGGAAGAGAUUGAUUUAUUAUCUUCUGUCAUCAUGAUAGAUUUACAAAGUGUCAAAUGUCUAAUAGAACAAAACGCAUUUCACAAUUUAAAACCUUACAACAAGGAGAAACUCUUACUUAUGCAGAACUCAAUAUUCAGGCCAACCGUUUGGCACAUUAUCUGAUAGCGCGCGGCGUUAAACCAGAAGAUCGAAUUGCAAUUUGCGUUAGGCGAAGCACGAAAAUGGUUGUAGCUCUUCUGGGUAUUCUAAAAUCUGGUGGCGCUUAUGUACCACUCGACCCAGUCUAUUCGGGUCAACGGUUAACAAAUAUUCUGAAGGACGCUGAACCAUUGUUACUUUUAGUUGAUGCCACUGGCAAAAAAGCUCUUGGAGAACAUCAGGUUUCAGUAAUUGAUGUAGACAAUGCCUUGUUUGACAGCCUACCGAUCGAUAACCCGAACUCGGUAAAACUGGGACUAAAGCCAGUCCACCUCUCCCAUGUUGUUUACACAUCCGGCACGACAGGAACACCGAAAGGGGUGAUGGUUGAACAUCAGCAGAUUUCGCGUUUUUUUGAAGUUGCACACAAAAAAUUUGGCAUUAAUAAACAGGACAAAUGGAGUCUAUUUCAUUCGAUAUCUUUAAGUGUUUCGGUAUGGGAGAUAUGGGGUGCAUUGUUUAAUGGGGCUCAGCUGGCAAUUGUACCUUACAAUACCAGACGUUCUCCUCACGAAUUUUAUGAUUGGGUCUGUUCCCGAGGAAUAACUGUUCUCGUUCAACCCCCAUCCGCUUUUAAACUGUUUAUGCAGGCGAAAAAUAUUAGUGUGCGGUCCGAUGUACUACGCUUUGUGUUCAUUCGCGGCGAAGAGUUGAGUCCAAUGAUUGUAAAGAAUUGGAACGAAAAUAUUGCAAACAGUCAAACUGUACUAAUCAAUAUAUAUGGCACUACGGAGACGCCAAGUGCAAUCUACAAACGAGUUGAAGUGUCGAAAUAUGUACAUUCUAUUGGUCGACCAUUCUCUGACGUUCGUGUUUAUCUGCUGGACACACGAGGUGAGCUGGUACUAUCGGGAGCUGAAGGAGAGUUGUACAUUGGUGGCGCUGGUGUGGCUCGAGGCUACCUCAAUCGACCAGAACUUACAGCGGAACGGUUUCUUCCUGAUCCAUUCAGUGAGAAUCCAGAAGCACGUAUCUACCGCACCGGUGAUCGGGCCCGUUAUCUUCCUGAUGGAAAUUUGAUCUAUUUGGGACGCACCGACCAACAGGUGAAAAUUCGUGGCUUCCGAAUCGAACCUGGUGAAAUUGAAGCUCGCCUCGUUGAACAUCCUUUGGUGCACGAUGCCGUUGUUUUGUCAUGGAAAAACAAGCCUGAUACUGAUACUCGCCUGGUUGCAUACGUAGUCGCCGAACAAGAUACAUCGCUUGCUCAGAUUUUACGCGCAUACUUGGUCGCUUUACUGCCUGACUAUAUGGUGCCAGCGGCUUAUGUUUGUCUCUCGUCUCUGCCACUCACACCCAAUGGCAAGUUGGAUCGACAUGCACUGCCACCUCCAGACGACGAGUCAUUUUCCCGUCAGUCAUAUGAGGCUCCACAAGAUGAAAUGGAAGAAAAACUUGCAAAACUUUGGAGUGAACUGCUAUGUAUUGAACUUAUCAGCCGGCAUGACAAUUUCUUUGAACUUGGUGGACACUCACUGAUGGUGAUGCAAUUUGUUAACCAGGCAAAGAAACGCUUCAACAUCCACGUUGAUCCUCGUGGUUUAUUUUCAUUUCCAAUAUUGAAAGAUUUCGCCGAACGCAUUACCAACUCAUCCGAUAGAUUGUAUUGUGAUGCAGCUGUUCCGGCACGUCAACAUGGAGAUCAAACACCUCUAUUUCUAUUGCCAGACGGCCGCGGAGAUACUUCUUAUGCUUUUGAACUAGCACAUGAGAUUGAUAAAAGUAUUCCUAUCUACGUGCUACCGUGGUCGUCGCCAGAAAAAGAACAGCCCACAUCCAUUGAGGAAAUGGCCAAAGGAAUGAUCCCUAGGAUAAAGGAAGUACAGCUAAAUGGGCCUUGUGCAAUAGCUGGUUACUCUGCUGGGGGUAUCCUAGCCUAUGAAAUAACAAAACAACUCAUAAACAGUAACUAUCCGGUUUCGUUCUUGGGUUUAAUUGAUACGUACUAUCCCAGAGUAUCGGAUGUUCCGAAUGAAACUGAUAUGCUUUUGAAUUAUAUUGUGUUGGUAUCUCCGUUUUUCAAAACAUUAAAUGAUACAGUGUGGUGGGAACGUGUGAGUAAACUUUCCCUCGGCGAAGCCAUUGAAGAGGUGAAAGAAAAAAAUAUUGAUUUGAAAAAUUCAGACAUCGAUUCAGAAGCUCUGCUAUUGAAACAGCGAAUUCAUUACCAAAACAUAUGUAGGGUAUACAAGGUCAAUUCGCUGCCAAUUAUAGUAAACUUAUUUAAGGCAACAGAAUUUCUUCCGUCACCUACUGGCAAUGAUUUCUUGGACAAAAAUAUUCAAAAACGUGUUGAUUGUGCGAAGAAAUUAUAUAAUCGACCUAAACUUGGCUGGGAAAAUCUUCCAAACUUACAUGUCAUUCCUGUGAACGGUGGUCAUUUUACAAUGAUGACAGAUCCAAAUCAUAGAGCUUUAUUGGGAAGAUCAAUAUCUCAGUCGCUAAUUUUAAAGUAAAUAUAAAGGCCAACUCCAGAUCGCAUCUAAAUUUCAAAUUACGGUUUAAAGUUUUUUAGUAGUGACUUCAAAUUA
Contarinia nasturtii (swede midge) is the source of this 2747-nucleotide messenger RNA. RefSeq names its product dimodular nonribosomal peptide synthase-like. The record is from RefSeq and is a predicted model, not a curated record. Gene Ontology annotation, molecular function: phosphopantetheine binding. Lineage: Eukaryota; Metazoa; Arthropoda; Insecta; Diptera; Cecidomyiidae. Bases 72 to 2672 code for a protein of 866 amino acids. Gene Ontology annotation, biological process: secondary metabolite biosynthetic process; amino acid activation for nonribosomal peptide biosynthetic process. The transcript is spliced from 2 exons. Gene Ontology annotation, cellular component: cytoplasm; cytosol.